UGUGUCAAAAUCUAAAUGGGUUUAAGAGGAAACCAUCCCUCGUUGACAUUUUCUAGUUUUGGGUUUUGUUUUUUUCUAAUUUGUUCGUAUGGGCUAAAAUACCUGAAAGCCUGGGUCACGGAUUCUUCUCUCUAUUAUCAAAUCCGCUUAAUUGAAAAUCACAUUUUCUUUCCAAAUUCUCUCACAUCUCUGUCUUUCCUUGUUUCUCCCUCCACAACCAGAGAGAGAGAAAGGCUUAAACUAAAACAAUUUUUUUUUUCGCAAAUCUUUGUUUUCCCUCCUUUUCCUCUCUCUUUCUCUCUGCUUCUCGAUCCCCACUCUCCAAAACCGAAAAGAGCUCUAUUUGAAACAGAAGGAGGAAAAAGAAAAAAGAAAGAAAAGAAUCAGUUUUGGGUUAUGGACGGCGGUGCUUCGUACAACCCACGUACAGUCGAAGAAGUCUUUCGAGAUUUCAAGGGUCGUCGAGCUGGCAUGAUUAAAGCCCUUACUACUGAUGUGGAAGAGUUUUACCAGCAGUGCGAUCCAGAAAAGGAGAAUCUUUGCCUUUAUGGAUUCCCCAAUGAGCAGUGGGAGGUAAAUUUACCUGCUGAAGAGGUGCCUCCAGAGCUUCCGGAGCCUGCACUGGGUAUUAACUUUGCCAGAGAUGGGAUGCAAGAAAAGGACUGGUUAUCUUUGGUUGCUGUACACAGUGACGCGUGGUUACUUUCUGUGGCAUUCUAUUUUGGUGCUAGGUUUGGAUUUGAUAAAGCUGAUAGGAAACGCCUUUUCAAUAUGAUAAAUGAUCUUCCGACAAUAUUUGAAGUUGUGACAGGAGCAGCUAAGAAACAAACAAAGGAGAAAUCUUCAGUUUCAAACCAUAGCAGCAACAAAUUUAAAUCAAACUCUAAGCGAGGUUCUGAAUCUCAGCCCAAAUAUUCAAAGGCAGCAGCAUCAAAGGAUGAGGAUGAUGAUGGUAUGGAAGAUGAAGAUGACGAGGAGCAUGGAGAUACAUUAUGUGGGGCUUGUGGAGAGAAUUAUGCCUCUGAUGAAUUCUGGAUUUGCUGUGAUAUCUGUGAGAAAUGGUUCCACGGAAAGUGCGUCAAGAUAACACCAGCAAGGGCAGAGCAUAUUAAGCAGUACAAAUGCCCAUCUUGCAGCAACAAGAGAGCAAGGCCUUGAUGAUGGCUGGUUGGUGGCUCUUAUGUGAACUCUGUUAUUGUGGACUGCUAACUGUCUGGUAGAUCAUGUAUUCAAGUUUGUUCUUAGUCAAUGUGUCCUUUAAUCUAUGAAACCUGUCAUGGCUUUUAUGUGUAGGUCGUGAACUUGCUGUUUAAUUUGAUUAUGAAAUAGGAUAUCUAUAAUCAGGUUGAGAAUCAUUUUCUUUCAGUCA
This is a messenger RNA of Durio zibethinus, 1369 nucleotides long. Its product is annotated as PHD finger protein ALFIN-LIKE 4-like. The record is from RefSeq and is a predicted model, not a curated record. Gene Ontology annotation, cellular component: nucleus. NCBI's taxonomy places the organism in Eukaryota, Viridiplantae, Streptophyta, Magnoliopsida, Malvales, Malvaceae. Gene Ontology annotation, molecular function: transcription cis-regulatory region binding; transcription coregulator activity; histone binding. Gene Ontology annotation, biological process: regulation of DNA-templated transcription.